GGUAAGAGAGUACCGACUUCCCGCUCCAUUCUAUCUUUUUCUAGGGUUUAUUGAACCCUGCAAAAUGGUGGUCUCUGCUCUGGUAACUCUCUCUGCGCUGGCAUAUUCGCAUGCAUUGCUGUGAUUAGGUUUGAAUUCUUGAAUCGGUUCAGUGCUGUGUUUUUUGAUUGUGUAUUUUAACUCGGAUUAUGAUAUUAUAGCAUUUUGAAGUACGCUCCUUUCUCGCAAGAGCUUAAAACCCUACGGUUUUCGCUUCGAAAAGCAUGGAAACUACUUCUGGAAUGAUUUUCCAUUACAGGGAACGGAGUUUGUUUGAAUGGAAGAAAGUUAAUUGAGCAUAAUUGUGGGGAGAAACGGAGGAAGAAAAUAAAGGCGGUUGGUCAUUUUUGUAAAGUUGGUUAAUUGUUAGGUGAGCUUUAAAAUGCGACCACCUUUGGCGGGCAAGAACAUGGUGAAUAAAGAUGGAAACGUUGUUCAGAAGGUUUCUGACCACCCUAUUGAUAUGAGGUUGGAGAGGCGAUGGAAGAGAAGAUGCAUUGCUUUUGAAGGUUUCAAGAAAGGUCAUAGUGAUAACAAAAAGAAAGCCUUGAGUGACGUGGAAGUCAAUGUACUGGUAGAUGAAGAUUGCACUGAGUCUUUGAAUGGUUUGGGGGAGAAUGACAAUGCUCAUUUUGCCCAAGAUGAUGAUAUUGACCCUCAUUAUAAGAUGUUCUUGGACCAAUUGAGAGAAAAUGGGAAUUCUUAUGUGCUUGAAGUCAGUAUAGAUGAUGAAAUUUCACAAAUUUUAAAGUACGAAGAAGACGAUGCCCCAUGCAAUGAGCUGAAGCAAAAAAACCUCAAAAAAUUGAGGACCAAUCCAAGUGAGGACAAUAAAACAACUCCAAAGAAGCUGAGGAACGUUGCGAGCAAAGUAAGAAGGGAUUCAGAGGUUGAGAAAAAUAUACAACUGGAACAUACGGAUCUUGUUUCAAGCAAGAAAAAUGAGAACUUGGAUGAAAAAGAUUGUGCCAAAGUUUUUCAUUCUUAUAAACCAGUAUUUGAGCGUGACUUUGUGGAGUCUGGUCUGGUGGACGAAAGCUACCAAGUGUUCCUUAAUUAUCUCAGAUGGGAGGGUGGCAGUCUGGUUUUUGUGCAUGAAGAUGACAAACCAUUGAUUUACGAAGAAGAUGAUGGUAAAAGUUCGUUUGAUUCUGAGGUCUUGGCAGCGGACACUGCUCCAUAUUGCAGUGAAAGAAAAUAUACCCCUUUUGCGGAGGUUGAUGAAGUGUGCUGCAUCAAAACUCACGAGAGAGAUGUUAGUUCCUUAUUUAGAGAUAAUCUUAUGGUUGUUCUUAGAAAGCCUUAUGACCCGAGGGAGUAUGAUGAGCUUUUACAACAUGCAUCUCUCCGAAAGCCAUUGGAACGAUUUAGAGAUUUGCGUGGUAGGAUAAAACCAUAUUCUGCAGAGAGUUGCAGCAAAUCAUAUCUCGAUCACCACCGUGAUCUUGCAAAGGAAAUUGAUUCAUGCCAACCUGAUUGCCAUAAGGUUUUGAAUCUCUUACGUGGAUUUUUCUACUGGUUGCAGAAAUUCAAAUGUAAGGUUUGAAUCCCAUGCCCCACUACGCACCCUUCCACGAACCAUACCUCAUCAAACAAUGGUACCUUUGAAUUCUACUAUUGAGUUUAGGUGAGAAAGAUAACGUCUUCGGUCUUUCUUCACUAGUUUGAAGAGCAAUCCUCUCCUUAUGAGCUUAGCCGGAGGUGGAUACAUCUUUCUGUGUACCUAUGCAGCGUGGAUUGUAGUCUCGCGAAGCCGGUUACCAGAUGGUCUAAGCCCUUUCAGUAAUGUUCGAAGCUGCACGGCAAGGCCUUGAUUGCUCGAGUGGACUCAUGCCUUACGAGUAAGCAAGAGCAAGUAAUCCCGUCAUCUCGUGUAAAUGAGAAGCAAUAGAUAGAGGCGGAGAAGGCGGUUGUUCUCAGGACAAAUGCCAAAGUAAAUGCGCAUAAUAAGCUCUGCAUAUGAAUUCUCGGUCGUCAUAGGAUUUCUUUUGAAUUUUCCCAAUUUUUAUUAAAAUUACCUUGCAUUUUAAUAUUGAGUAGAUGCACAUUGCGGUGACUAUUCUGAAUUUCAAAGGCUUAAGGGGAUGCAAUUGCGUCACUUUUAAGUUUUAUAAUCAGAUUGAUUUUAAGUUUUCUUAUCUUUA
Messenger RNA from Malania oleifera, 2183 nucleotides. RefSeq lists its product as uncharacterized. The record is from RefSeq and is a predicted model, not a curated record. Lineage: Eukaryota; Viridiplantae; Streptophyta; Magnoliopsida; Santalales; Ximeniaceae. The transcript is spliced from 5 exons. The coding region runs from base 422 to 1585 and encodes 387 amino acids.